Molecule: messenger RNA, 2206 nt
Organism: Nyctereutes procyonoides (raccoon dog)
Lineage: Eukaryota; Metazoa; Chordata; Mammalia; Carnivora; Canidae
Gene: CHAD
Product: chondroadherin
Exons: 4
Coding region: 584-1663 (359 amino acids)
Cellular component (GO): extracellular matrix
Molecular function (GO): protein binding
Source: RefSeq, a predicted model, not a curated record
CCGCGCCGCACAAGAGAGCCAUUAAAGCGCCGCCGGCCGGCCGACCGCGGCGAGACUCGCGUCCGGCUGUCCGGCCCCGCUUCCUGCCUCCCCGGGGCCAGGGCGCCGCGCCGAGCGUGUGGAGGGGGGCGCGGGGGCAUGGGGGCGCGAACCUGAGCAAACAAACAAGCUCGGGGACGCCUCCUCUCUCCGGUGUGAACUCGGGGCCCUGGACGCGCCCGAGCCCCCGGUCCCCGAAGGACGGGGAGAGGAGGUUUUGGGGGGCUGGGGGCGCGCGGGGGCAGGAUGGGAGCGCGGGGAGAGAGCGGGCCUGGGCUCGGGGGUCGGCGCCAGCCCCGCACGGUCGCCAGCUGGGGGCAGGGCCCCGCCCCUCCCCGUCGAGGGCGGGGGCGCAUCUCCGGGCGGGAGGGAGUUAAGCCCGGUGGCCGGGAUGCUCCACGUAGGAGCUGGCUCCGGCUGCCGGCUGCGGUCAGGGCCGCCGUAUAAAUAGGGCGGGAGACCCGAGUGCCGAGGACUCGACGCUGCCCGCGCCCCGCCGCCGCUGCCGCCCCCCACCCCGGCCCCGGCCUCAGGCGUCCCGGCCAUGGCCCGUCCGAUGCUCUUGCUCGUCCUCGGCCUCCUGGCCGGCCUGCUGCCGGCACUGGCCGCGUGCCCCCAGAACUGCCACUGCCACGGCGACCUGCAGCACGUCAUCUGCGACAAGGUGGGGCUGCAGAAGAUCCCCAAGGUGUCAGAGAAGACCAAGCUGCUCAACCUGCAGCGCAACAACUUCCCGGUGCUGGCUGCCAACUCGUUUCGCGCCAUGCCCAACCUCGUGUCGCUGCAUCUGCAGCACUGCCAGAUCCGCGAGGUGGCUGCGGGCGCCUUCCGCGGCCUCAAGCAGCUCAUCUACCUGUAUCUGUCCCACAACGACAUCCGCGUGCUGCGCGCCGGCGCCUUCGAUGACCUGACCGAGCUCACCUACCUCUACCUGGACCACAACAAGGUGACUGAGCUGCCCCGGGGGCUGCUCUCCCCGCUCGUCAACCUCUUCAUCCUGCAGCUCAACAACAACAAGAUUCGGGAACUGCGCGCUGGUGCCUUCCAGGGCGCCAAGGACCUGCGCUGGCUCUACCUGUCGGAAAAUGCGCUCACUUCACUGCAGCCUGGCGCUCUGGACGACGUAGAGAACCUGGCCAAGUUCUACCUGGACAGGAACCAGCUGUCCAGCUACCCCACAGCUGCUCUAAGCAAGCUGCGGGUGGUGGAAGAGCUGAAGUUGUCCCACAACCCCCUGAAAAGCAUUCCCGACAACGCCUUCCAGUCUUUCGGCAGAUACCUGGAGACCCUCUGGCUGGACAACACCAACCUGGAGAAGUUCUCGGACGGUGCCUUCCUGGGCGUGACCACACUGAAACAUGUCCAUCUGGAGAACAACCGCCUGAACCAGCUGCCUUCCAACUUCCCCUUUGACAGCCUAGAGACCCUUACCCUCACCAACAACCCCUGGAAGUGCACCUGCCAGCUCCGGGGUCUUCGGAGGUGGCUGGAAGCCAAGACUUCCCGCCCUGAUGCCACUUGUGCCUCGCCUGCCAAGUUCAAAGGCCAGCAUAUCCGGGACACAGAUGCCUUUCGCAGCUGCAAGUUCCCCACCAAGAGGUCCAAGAAAGCCGGCCGCCACUAAACAGGUCCUGACCCAGCUGGUCCUGGUGACCGGCCUCUGCCUUCCGCCGGAGAAACUACUGACCUUCCCACCUCUGACCCCCACCUUCUCCUCACAGCCUCUGCUGGCGCACAGAGCUGUCCACUUCUAGACAUGUCCUGGCAGGGGGACACAGGUACUCUGGCACAGACCCAGCUCCACCUGAUGGUGAGAGCUCCAUCACCCCUGGCCCCACCGCCACGGCUCCUCUCAGAGAAGCUGUUGCCAAGACCUCAAGUCCUUCAGAACCAGAACAGGGUAGCCAUCAGGAUGGCCACCCUUCCAUAAUCCUCCUUUCCUCUGCUCCCCAGACCUUGCCAUUUGGAAACAAACAUCAGAUCCUUGCCCCACCCCUUGCUUCCAGAAAGGGUCUUGAGCCCAUACCCCAAGUCUGACAGCCCUCCUCCCCUCCCGCCGCCUGCCAGGACACUCUAGCAGGACACUGGUGCUUUGCCGCAUACCCUACUGUGCUGCACUUCUUUCCCAAUUUUUCAUAAAUAUAAAUGUAUGUAUGUGUAAUAUUUA